This is a messenger RNA of Opisthocomus hoazin, 768 nucleotides long. It is a transcript of the gene CCDC152, whose product is annotated as coiled-coil domain containing 152. The record is from RefSeq and is a predicted model, not a curated record. Lineage: Eukaryota; Metazoa; Chordata; Aves; Opisthocomiformes; Opisthocomidae.
AUGAAUCACAGCCAUGAAGAAACUGUGAAGAAAAUCAGUGUGGUAAACCUUGAUAAACUUUUAGAUAACUUCUCAGAGAUAGAAAAGAAAAUAUCAGAAAUUAAUGAAGCAAAUAACCUACUGGUUCUUCAGCUGGAAAAAUGUAACAGGUUGUUAACAUUAAGCCAAUCAAAGGAGGAAUCAGUAAAAGAAGAAUGUACUACUCUACAGAAUGUGAUAAAGGGUCUAACACAAACCAUUGAAAACCAGUGUAAUGUGAAAGAUGAAAAUGACAGACUGAAGGGUACCAUUCACAUCUUGGAAGAGAAAUUGAAGGCUUGCAAACAGGAAUAUAAAGAUCAGAUUGAGAAACUUAUGAUAGAAAUUAAAAACAAAGAGGAAGACUACAAAUUAGAAAUAACACAGUUGAAUUGCAAUGUAAGAAAAAAAUUUGAAAUAAAAGAAGUGGAGCACAGAGAACAGAGGGAGAAAAAAGAUCUGGAAAUAUUAGAGCUAACUAGGCAGCUGAAAAUUCAAAAUGAAGAGAAGCAGAAUGAAAUAAUUAAACUUCAGAUAGAGUUCAAUGCUAAAUUAGCAAGAGUUCAGGAUAAAACAACAAAAUCGUUUUCAGAUGCUUCUGUGUUGCCACAAAGUAUCUAUCGAAGGAAGCUGCAGCAUCUCCAAGAGGAGAAAAACAAGGAAAUUGAAAUUCUCCGGAACACCAUAAGAGACUUAGAGCAUCGUCUUAAUAAAGGUCAAGACCUACACUUGAAACGGAGGCGAUUUUGA